CUCUUUUUUUUUUUGCAAACAAUGUAAAAAUAAAAAAUGAACUGAUAUGUGACAUGUAUUAAUGCCAAAAUAACAUUCAACCCUGUUUAUUUUUAGCAAAAAAUGUGGGGCUCAAAACAAAACUGCUUUACUGAUGACAUUUUGCACAGGCACAAUCUUUCCACUAUUUUGGAAUUUAGUUUUCUCCACAGGUGUAAAUGUUUGGCAAUAAAUGGAACUAUUUCUAGCAGACGAUAUAUGAGACGCAUAUGCAUAACCAUGGUAGUAAUUGAAAGGGAACACUGCAGAUUAUGGGGAAAUGCAGACCAAAGGUGAGGACACAGCGGUAUACCUGACUGAAUCCAAACAUUACACUGGAUUCUAUGUGCAUUUUACAUUGACUGUACUUUCUGCAGCAUCUGUCUAAUGAAAUCUUAUGACUAAAGGAAAGAGCUUUCAAUUAUUAAAUGCAAUUUUUUUUUUUUUUGCUUUGCCAUUGAGUAACUGAAGCUUGGAACACAGCCCUAAAUCCCCACUACCACAUCACUGUUUACGCAAUCCAAAAACAGUUCAUUAUAGAUCGCAAUCUGGGUCAGGUGGGCAUCAUUUGAAAGCUUAUCCUAUUGCCAAAAAUGCCUAAGUAAAUUAUUAAAUAAUGUAGGCUUUUCAUAAGGCCCAACGAAGUGUUUAAAUAAGUUUGUCUUUAAGGAUUCGGCAUUCACCAAUAUGUCACAACAAGCGCAAAGACCUGAUACUGAUCCUGGUUUCCGGUGCAGAAAUGGCUGUUUAUAUAAUCUCAUUACGCCUUAAAAAUGCACAAUUUGGAGUUGCUUUAGUUUGCCUCGUCCCAUUUUAUAUUCCCAUCUUGUCACACAUUGGACUUGGAUAAGUGUUGUGCUAUUAAGAGGUUUAGAAGGCUUUUUCAAAGAAUGAGAAUACAUUACAUUUUUUUAAGGUAUCUGUAACCAACAGAUGCAUGUCUGUAUUCACAGUCAUGUGAUAUCCAUAGAUUUCAGAUGACCUAAUGAAUCUAUUUAAUAUAAACUGUAAUUCAGUAGAAUAUUUUAAAUUGUUGCAUGUUGCGUUUAUGUUUUUGUUCAGUAUAUCUCAAAAAUAUAAACGCAACAUGCAAAAAUGUCUAAGAUUCUUACUGAGUGACAGUUCGUAGAAGGAAUAAAUACUACUCCGCUUCUUGAUAUGCCACACCUGUCAAGUGGAUGAAUUAUAAAGAAUAAAAAUGUGCGCCAAACUUCCAAAAUCGCCCAGCAGUGGUAACUCAUGUUGGCUAUGGUAUCGAUUUCGCCAGCGGCAUAUCAUGUUUUAUGAAAUAUCACUUUUGAGAGCAGCGAAACUGUCAAGACGUUCUUCUUUUUUCUGUAUAUAUUGGAAGUUAUUUUUGUCCAGUUUCUGUGAAAAGUUUGGACUCAUUACGUGUGAUGCCCAUUGAAUGACAGGUGUCAGUGACUGUGGGAAGUCUGUUUAGGAACGUCAACUUAAAAAAAAGACUGCUUGUUUUAUCAUAAAAAAAUUGCACCCUCCACUUUCCUCUGUUGGACCUACAGUAACUGUCAACAACCCAUACUGUGGCCCUUUUCCCUAUAGCCCUUCCAAAGUCACUGGGUAGUAAGUAGGGAGUUACCGCUAAUCAGAUAUUUGUUUGUGCUCCUCUAUAAACUUUCAUCUAUAUCUGUUAUGUGAGUUAUUGUUAUGUAUCUCCUACUGUUGCAGUGUUUCCCAACCCUGUUCCUCGAGUACCCCUGGACAAGCACACCUGAUUCAACUUGUCAACUAAUCAUCAAACCCUCAAUAAAUUGAACUGGGUGUGUUUGUCCGGGGCUACAAUAAAAAUGUGUGCAGUUGGGGUACUCGAGGACCAGGUUUGGGAAACACUGGUAGUUUACAUAAACAGUACCGUAUUUCAAAGAGCAGCGCGCACAAACUUUUCAUUUAGCCACACCCUUUACACUGAAGAGAGAGGGUGUUAUUGGUUGGCAUCAUAGUUUAAACGGAAAUGAACAGUGGCCAACAACAAUUUCCACGUUAGCGUUUUUACGGUUUUUAUUUAGACCUUUUCUUAACACCAUAGGACUCAAAAUAUGACGUUUAACUGCACAGCAUCGCAUACGUACUCCGUGUAUUGUUUAAUUCGCGUUGGAGACAGGACUUGGUUGACAGAUGUUAUAUAGGUAACCCUAGCUAGCUAGGUGCUAACAAUGGAUAACUGUAUGGUUUUUCACACUCAAAUUGCCUCGAUCUUGGAGGUGCUAGCGAAUGCAGCCGUGGCAGAUAUCUGUAAACUCGUAGAAGACGACUAUGCAGUGUUUCGUUUGGAAAUUUCUCAAAGCCAGAAAGAAAACGGGGCAUUGCGGAGGAAACUGCAUCUUUUGGAACUGAAGGUGGCACGAGAGCGCGUCCUCGUCAGUCGUCCCAGUAGUGUCAAGAUCGUCGACGGAUACAGAGGAAUGUCAAGAGGUGAAGGACAUCUCACUGGAGGCCACAGGAGAUUUGUGAAGCCAGCGGUACACCAUACAUGGAGAGAUGACCAACCGAUCACUGUUGAUGAGGGUAGUGGAACCUCAACCCAGCACGUUAUCGUGAUAGAGUCUGCAGAUGCAGAUGCAGAUGCAGAGGCUACAGGUCCUGGGGUCAAGCUGGAGAAGACUGAAGGAGAGGUGGAAACACAGCAAAGAAGAGACAUCCAGACUGGAGCUCAUCCUGUAGCCACAAAGGACCCCACCAUCGCCCCAGCACCGCCCAGGACCCGACGCAGCAUCACAGAGGUCAGUGGAACGCCGAAAGCCACCCUGAAGUCAGAAACAGACACAGAGUCUUCAACUGUAACACACAGGCUCUUACACCCAGGAUCUGACCCAGAGAGACUGGUGCCACUGGACUGUCCUCCUGUUCCCGGCUCAGAGUACUUACCGGUAUUUCAUCAGAGCCAGAGGACGGUUCAUUCCCAUGGUGGUGAUGACGCUUUAGACACUGGGGUUGAUCUGUCUUGUUCUUACACUACAGAGAUGGACCCUGACAACAUGACCUUGGGUUUAGAGACACAGACUGAUCUGUCUAGAGGGGACUGGAACCAGUACAGUAGUACUGUAUACUCUGAAGGGUGCCUAGAUAAGAAAGGGGAGGUUAUAGUGGUAGAUGAGGUGAAAGUGGAGGGCCACGCUCCUCCCACAUGGAAUGCAGAUAGUCACCUAGGAGUCGGGCACUCACAGGGCAGAGAUUUCUUAGAUUAUAGGGGAAGUUCAGAGACAAAUCAACAUUUUGUCAAUCACUCACCUUUACACACGCUCAGGGAUCGCGACCCAGUAUCUACGUCGAUGGGGCCUCCUGAUUCACAUGGCCACGUCCUUUUCGAUCAGGUUUUGAACUCAAUCGACAGGGUUAGAGCCCAGGCUCAGGGAGGGGGAGCAACAUCAGGCAAUGGUAAAGAGAAACGGUUCCUCUGCAUGUUCUGUAACAAAGGCUUCAGCUGCCCCCAGAAGGUGGAGAUCCACCAGAGGGUCCACACAGGUGAGAAACCCUUCAGCUGUACCCAGUGUUACAUGUGCUUCGCCCAGGCUGGUGAUCUGAAGAGGCACCAGAUGGUCCACACAGGGGAGAAACCAUACAGCUGCCCCCAGUGUGAGAAGAGGUUCUCCCGCCAGCACCAGCUGAAGAGGCACCUGAAGGUCCACACGGGUGAAAGGCCGUUCGCCUGUGCACACUGCAGGAAGAGAUUCUCAGAGAGAAGCUACCUCAGGAUACACCAGGAGAAAAACCAUUCUACUCUAUAACAUAGAAUGUCACCAUUCCACUCGAUACCAUCUGACUUUAGAUCAAACCCUGCAUUAAAUACAGAUGAAUUGUAAUUGUUGUCAACAGAAAAGACCCACAGAUGCAUUUGGAAUAACGAGAGUAACUGAUUUCAGUGUUCAAUAUUCUUGGGUAGAAUAUUGCAUCCAGUGUGAUAUACACUGAGUAUACAAAACAUUAAGAACCUCUGCUCUUUCCGUGACAUAGACUGACUAGCUGAAGACUUUGAUCCCUUAU
Messenger RNA from Oncorhynchus tshawytscha (Chinook salmon), 4020 nucleotides. Its product is annotated as gastrula zinc finger protein 5-1-like. The transcript has 3 exons. Bases 2193 to 3764 code for a protein of 523 amino acids. Gene Ontology annotation, cellular component: nucleus. The record is from RefSeq and is a predicted model, not a curated record. NCBI's taxonomy places the organism in Eukaryota, Metazoa, Chordata, Actinopteri, Salmoniformes, Salmonidae.